This is a messenger RNA of Macrosiphum euphorbiae (potato aphid), 312 nucleotides long. NCBI's taxonomy places the organism in Eukaryota, Metazoa, Arthropoda, Insecta, Hemiptera, Aphididae. The record is from the annotation of a GenBank genome assembly.
AUGGACCCUGUCAACACAUUGUACUUCAUUAUGUUAUUUUCUCCAAAACUCCAAAUGGAAAUAAUAGACCUACAGGAAGAUGUUUCCUUGAAGCAGUACAGAAGUGCGUCAACUGAAGAAUUCUGGGCUAAAGAUGCCAUUGACAAGUAUUCAAAUUGUAAGCAACUGGCAAUCAACUUGGCUACGAUGUUUGGUUCGACAUACAUUUGUGAGGCAUCGCUUUCAAAAAUUAAUUUUUUGAAAAACAAAUAUCGGACAAAAUUAACAGACUCUCACCUUGAGGACACAUUGCGCAUAAGCUGUUCCCCAUGA